CAGCCCUGCUAUAUUUAAGAUCAGGCCGGCUCCAGAUCACAUUCUUCUCCCAGUCCUUGCUGAGCCGAGGGGAAGAAGAGACCAAAAACCCUCUCACCCUCACGAAUUUUCUCCCCAGAGACUCCUAAGUGGACGCAGCUGCUUCUGUUGUCGCCCUCGCAGCCAUGACUCUGCCCCACAGCCUGGAAAGCGUGGGGGGGACCCAGCCCCCCCAGGCCGUGCAGGUGCACAGGCUGGAACACCGGCAGGAGGAGGAGCACAGGGAGGAGCGACAGCACAGCCUGCACAUGGGCUCCUCCGUGAGCAAGAGGACCUUCCGCAGCAGUGAGGAAGAGCAUCAGUUCAGCGCUGCCGACUACGCCCUGGCCGCUGCCCUGGCCCUGACGGCCUCCUCAGAGGUGUCCUGGGAAGCCCAGCUGAGGCGCCAGACCUCGGCCGUGGAGCUGGAGGAGCGCGGGCAGAAGCGGGUGGGCUUCGGCAACGACUGGGAGCGCACGGAGCUGGCCUUCCUGCGGACCCGGCGGCUGCUGCGCCAGAGACGCGACUGGAAGGCGCUGAGGCUGCGGACAGAGGAGAAGGUCCGGGAGGCCCAGGAGCUGAGGGAGCUGUGCGCAGGCCGGGGACCCUGGUUCUGGAUCCCGCUCCGCUCCCACGCCGUCUGGGAGCACACCACGGUGCUGCUGACCUGUACCGUCCAGGCCUCGCCGCCACCCCAGGUCACCUGGUACAAAGAUGACGUGUGCAUCGACCCCCGACUGUUCCCCGCCGGAAAGUACCGGAUCACCAACAACUACGGGCUGCUGACCCUGGAGAUCAGGAGAGUCACCACCGAGGACUCGGCCACCUACACUGUGAUGGUGAAAAACGCCUUCGGCCGGGCUUCCUCCUUCGCCAAAGUCCUCGUCCGCACUUACCUGGGGAAGGAUGCUGGCUUCGAUUCAGAGAUCUUUAAAAAAUCGCUGUUUGGGCCCAACGUGGAAUUCACGUCGGUGCUGAGGCCCGUCUUCGCCCGUGAGAAGGAGCCUUUCUCCCUGUCCUGCUUGUUUUCGGAGGACAUGUUAGACGCGGAGCAGAACAUCCAGUGGUUCCGAGAUGGUAGGCUACUGAGGUCCUCGGGACGUCGGCAGAUGCUCUACGCGGACCGUAAGGCAUCCCUGAAGGUGUCCUGUGCCUAUAAGGAGGACGAGGGACUCUACACAAUCAGGGUGCCCUCACCCUUUGGUCCCAGGGAGCAGAGCACCUACGUUUUCGUGAGAGAUGCUGCAGCCGAGAACCCAGGGGCCCCAGGCUCCCCGUUGAAUGUCCAGUGCCUGCACGUGAACAGAGACGGCCUCAUCCUGACCUGGACCCCGCCCAGCGACACCCGGGGCAGCCCCAUCACGGGCUACUCCAUCGAGAGGUGCCAGGGUGACUCCAGUGAAUGGGUGCCCUGCCACGAGGCCCCCGGGGGGACCUGUCGGUGCCCAAUCCAAGGCCUCGUGGAAGGCCAGAGCUAUCGGUUCCGGGUGAGAGCCAUCAGCAGGGCGGGCAGCAGCCUCCCCUCCAAGGCCUCGGAAGUGGUCGUCAUGGACGACUAUGACGCAGCUGGGAGGAAGAUGGAGAUCCCCUUUGACCUGGGCAGCAAGAUCACGGUCAGCAUGGAUGACUUUGAAGAUGCUGUGACCAUUCCUUCACCCCCGACCAACGUCCACGCCAGCGAGAUCCGAGAGGCCUACGUGGUUCUGGGCUGGGAUGAGCCGCGCCCCCGGGGCAAAGCCCCGCUGCAGUACUCCCUGGAGAAGUCGGUCAUAGGGAGUGGCACCUGGGAGGCCAUCAGGUCAGAAACCCCUGUCAAGUCCCCGAGGUUCGCCCUUCUCGACCUGGAGAAAGGCAAGUCCUAUGUCUUCAGAGUGCGGGCGAUGAACCAGUACGGCAUGAGCGACCCCUCGGAGCCCAGCGAGCCCAUCGCCCUGCGGGGCAAGCCAGCUACUCUCCCUCCCCCAGCUAAAGUUCAAGCCCUCCGAGACACGCAGACCUCUGUCUCCCUGGUCUGGGAUCCUGUGGACGGGGGCCCAGAGCUCCUGGGUUAUUACAUCUACUCCCGGGAGGUGGGGUCAUCUGAGUGGCAAACAGUUAACAACAAACCCAUCCAGGACAGCAGGUUUACAGUUCCCGGGCUGAGGACGGGGAGGGAGUACGAGUUCUGCAUCAGGUCGGUCAGCGAGGCAGGCGUGGGCGAGAGCUCGGCCUCCACUGGACCCAUCAGGGUGAAGCAGGCACUGGCUACCCCGUCGGCCCCGUAUGAUUUCGCCCUCCUGAGUUGUGGGAAGAAUGAGAUGGUCAUCGGGUGGAAACCCCCCAAGCGUCGCGGAGGCGGCAAGAUCCUGGGCUACUUCCUGGACCAGCACGACUCAGAGGAGCUGGACUGGCACCCGGUCAACCAGCAGCCCCUCCCAGGCCGGGUCUGCAAGGUCAGUAAUCUUCGAGAAGGUCACUUCUACGAGUUCCGUGGCCGGGCGGCCAACUGGGCAGGUGUUGGCGAGCUGUCGGCGCCCAGUAGCCUGUUCGAGUGCAAAGAGUGGACGAUGCCCCAGCCAGGCCCCCCGUAUGAUGUGCGGGUGUCUGAGGUGCGGGCCUCCUGCCUCAUGCUGCAGUGGGAGCCCCCGCUGUACACGGGGGCUGGGCCAGUCACAGGCUACCGCAUCAGUGUCCAGGAAGAAGGCUUUGAGGAAUGGAUACCAGUCACUGCAGACCCCAUCCCUGGCACCCACUUCAGGGUGUGUGACUUGAAGCCAGGAAAGAGGUACAUGUUCCAAGUACAGGCCAUAAACUCAGCUGGCCUUGGGCAACCAUCAAUGCCUACUGACCCUGUUCUCCUCGAGGACAAGCCAGAUGCCCGGGAGAUCGAGGUCGGCGUGGAUGAAGAGGGCCAAAUCUACUUGGCUUUCGAAGCCCCAGAGGCCCCCGACUCCUCGGAGUUUCAAUGGUCCAAAGACUACAAGGGUCCACCAGACCCCCAGAGGGUGGAGAUCAAGGAUGAAGUCAACAGGUCCAAGGUCAUCCUGAAAGAACCUGGCCUUGAGGAUUUGGGCACCUACUCAGUGGUAGUCACUGAUGCCGAUGAAGACAUCUCUGCAAGCCACACAUUGACGGAGGAAGAGCUGAACAGGCUGAAGAAGUUGAGUCAUGAGAUCAGAAACCCAGUGAUCAGGCUGAUCUCCGGCUGGAACAUCGACAUCCUGGAGCAGGGAGAGGUGCGCCUCUGGCUGGAGGUGGAAAAGCUGUCCCCAGCCGCUGAGCUGCACCUCAUCUUCAACCAGAAGGAGAUCUUCAGCUCACCGAACCGCAAAAUCAACUUCGACCGAGAGAAGGGGCUGGUGGAGGUGAUCAUCCUUCACCUGUCGGAGGAGGAUAAGGGGUCGUACACCGCUCAGCUCCAAGACGGAAAAGCUAAGAACCAGAUCACCCUGGCCCUGGUGGACGACGAUUUUGACAAACUUCUGAGGAAGGCAGAGGCUAAGAGAAGAGACUGGAAGAGAAAACAAGGUCCCUAUUUCCAGGAUCCCUUGCAGUGGAAGAUCACCGAGGACUGCCAAGUGCUGCUAACGUGCAAGGUGACCAACACCAAGAAGGAGACUCGCUUCCAGUGGUUCUUCAAGAAAAGGGAGACGCCAGCCGGUCAGUACGACCCUCAGACAGGAGAAGGAUGUAUCCUCAUUGAAGAGUUGUCCAAAGAGGACCAGGGAAUUUACAGAGCAGUGGUCUCUGAUGAGCGAGGGGAAGAUAACACCAUGCUGGACCUCGAAGGUGAAGCCCUGGAUGCCAUCUUCACUGAGCUGGGCAGGAUCGGAGCCCUCUCUGCGACCCCACUGAAAAUCCAGGGAACCGAGGAGGGGAUCCGCAUCUUCAGCAAGGUCAAGUACUUCAACGUGGACUACAUGAAAACCACCUGGUUCCACAAAGACAAGCGCCUGGAGACUGGCGAUCGGAUACGGGCGGGCACCACUCUGGAUGAGAUCUGGCUCCACAUCCUGGACCCCAAAGACUCGGACAAGGGCAAAUACAGCCUGGAAAUAGCCGCGGGAAAGGAAGUCCGGCAGCUCUCCGUGGACCUCUCGGGGCAAGCUUUUGACGACGCCUUGGCUGAACACCAGAGACUGAAAGCCUUGGCCAUCAUCGAGAAGAAUCGAGCCAAAGUGGUGAGGGGCCUGCCGGACGUGGCCACCAUCAUGGAAGAUAAGACCCUGUGCCUGACCUGUGUCAUCUCAGGAGACCCAGCUCCUGAAAUCGCUUGGCUAAAGAAUGACCAGCCUGUCGCCUUCCUCGACCGCUACCACAUGGAGGUAAAGGGGACCGAGGUCACCAUCACCAUUGAGAAGGUCAACAGUGAGGACAGCGGGCGCUAUGGCGUCUUUGUCAAGAACAAGUACGGCUCUGAGACAGGCCAGGUCACCAUCAGCGUGUUCAAACACGGGGACGAGCCCAAGGAGCUCAAGAAGAUGUGAUGAGCAUGUUCCGGGCACAGCCUGAGAUCCAGCCUGCAUGGACCAGUAGGGCCAACCAGUGGGUCACAGCCUGGCGCAGGCCACAGGAGCGGGCAGAGGGAAGGGUCAGGGUGGAACCAAGAACAUGGGGAUGGGGGUAGUGUGGACACACCAAAGGGGAGAAGCAAAGGUCUCAGUAGGGUUUUUGAGAGAUCUCCAACAUGGCAGGGCGAGCGCUGGACUGGGA
Marmota flaviventris (yellow-bellied marmot) is the source of this 4710-nucleotide messenger RNA. RefSeq names its product myomesin 3 (gene Myom3). The record is from RefSeq and is a predicted model, not a curated record. Gene Ontology annotation, molecular function: protein binding. NCBI's taxonomy places the organism in Eukaryota, Metazoa, Chordata, Mammalia, Rodentia, Sciuridae.